Caenorhabditis elegans is the source of this 547-nucleotide messenger RNA. It is a transcript of the gene Y116A8A.7, whose product is annotated as Major sperm protein. Gene Ontology annotation, cellular component: pseudopodium; cytoskeleton. Bases 13 to 516 code for a protein of 167 amino acids. The record is from RefSeq and is marked reviewed. The transcript has 2 exons. NCBI's taxonomy places the organism in Eukaryota, Metazoa, Nematoda, Chromadorea, Rhabditida, Rhabditidae.
AAACAUCAAAUAAUGAACAACUUUCUGAGCAUUUGCCUACGUCUUUUACUUUUCGACUUUCAUGAUUUAUUCUCCACUAAAAACAAUGACAGUGCCUUUCUCGUCUCUCUUACCAAACGUAACACAAUUCCUGAAUACCAAUCAGUUCCACCGGGAGCCGUCAUUACUGAACCAGCAAAAAAGAUAAUAUUCAAUGCUCCAUUUGACAGUAUGCAUACUUAUCAAGUGAAAGUUAUCAAUUUAUCAAAUAGAACAAUUGCUUAUAAUAUCAGAACACUCAAUAUGAAACGAUUCUCCAUUUAUCCACCGUGUGGAAUUCUGAAGAAAACACAAAAUAUGUUCUUUAAUAUCACAUUUGCUCCAUUUAAUUAUACAACUGAAAACACUAAAAAUGAUCGGAUUACUGUGAAAUGGAUUAAUACACCAAAUAAUGAAGAUGAUGAGUACUUUCGAGAGUGGUUUCAUGGAGAUGGAAUGGUUAAUCAGCAUCAUAUUUAUAUUCAGUACAAUAUUUGAAUUUACUGGUUAAUGAAGAAUAUGGUUGUUU